AUGCAGCUUCAAGUCCCGUUACCGGAAAUUGGAGACCCAGAGGAAUCAAGAAAGCGUACAGAGGCCUUCAUCCAGAACUACCUUGCGCACGCCUCUGUCAUUUCUGGACACGCGUCUAUUACUGCCUUCCAUUGUUCCUGCGUGGCCCACCACGGUAUAUCCCGCAGGCGAAGGGCUGACUCGCCAACCGUGAAUACGUCUUCCCCGUUGACAUAG
Messenger RNA from Coprinopsis cinerea okayama7#130, 216 nucleotides. RefSeq lists its product as hypothetical. The record is from RefSeq and is a predicted model, not a curated record. Bases 1 to 216 code for a protein of 71 amino acids. Lineage: Eukaryota; Fungi; Basidiomycota; Agaricomycetes; Agaricales; Psathyrellaceae. The transcript has a single exon.